This is a messenger RNA of Anthostomella pinea, 1566 nucleotides long. The record is from the annotation of a GenBank genome assembly. Lineage: Eukaryota; Fungi; Ascomycota; Sordariomycetes; Xylariales; Xylariaceae.
AUGUCGCGUCCCGCAAGCCAGAUCAGCGACGCGGAGCGCGACUCGGCGAACGAAGAUGUGCAUAUGUCCAAAGACCUCAAGGCCUCUUCCAGUGAUCUGCCCGGCGUAGCCCACCUCGACCAGGCCCAGGCCCGAGGACUGCGCAUCCCCGAGAUCCUCGCCAAACUCUCGCCCGCCGAGCGCCUCGAGCUCGAGAGGAAGCUGCGCAAGAAGAUCGAUUGGCGAUUGCUCCCCAUGGUCAUCCUGAUGUAUAUUCUGAACUACAUCGACCGCAACAACAUCGCCGCGGCGAAGCUGGCUGGAUUACCCGGUGACUUGCACCUCAAGUCGAGCGAGUUCCAGACGGCCGUCAGCAUCCUCUUCGUCGGGUACCUUAUGAUGCAAAUCCCUUCCAAUUUGUUCCUGAAUAAAAUCGGCAAGCCAGCCCUUUACCUGCCAACAUGUAUGAUCAUUUGGGGGAUCAUUUCUGCAGCAACUGCCGGAGUGAAGAACUUCGGCGGGCUUAUCGCGGUUCGAUUCUUCCUGGGUUUCAUAGAAGCAGCUUACUUCCCAGGAUGCCUCUACUACCUGAGUUGCUGGUACACACGACAAGAGCUGGGUCUUCGCACAGCGAUGCUGUAUUCCGGAGCCCUCAUCUCCGGCGCCUUCUCGGGACUUAUCAGCGCUGGGAUUACAGCUAACAUGGACGGCGCUCAAGGCAUCGCUGCAUGGCAGUGGCUAUUCAUAAUCGAGGGCGUGAUCACCGUGGGAAUUGCGUUUGGAGCAAAUUUCGUGCUGCCCAACUUUCCUCGCACAACUUCGUGGCUGACUGAGGAGGAGAGAGCCCUGGCUGUCUGGCGACUGGAAGAGGAUAUUGGUGAAGACGAUUGGAUAGACAGUAAGCAGCAGACCCUGUGGUAUGGGGCGCGACUGGCCUUUGCCGAUGUGAAAACCUACGUGCUAUUGGUCUUACUCUUCGGCAUUGUCGCGAGCGGCUCCGUCACCAACUUCUUCCCGGCUGUGGUGAAGACACUGGGCUACAACAACGUGGACACACUCCUGCUGACCAGCCCUCCAUACGUUCUCACCGUCAUUGCGUCCGCUAUCAACGCCUGGCAUGCCGAUCGUACCGGCGAGAGGUUCUGGCACAUCAGCCUCCCUCUUGUGGUCGCACUGGUAGCGUUCAUCAUCGCGGCCACGACUACGGCCACUGGCCCCCGGUAUCUGUCUAUGAUGCUCAUGGUGCCCGGAAUUUACUCCAGUUUUGUUGUCGCGCUGGCUUGGAUCAGCAACACCCUCCCUCGUCCACCAGCGAAGCGCGCCGCCGCUCUUGCGUUCAUCAACGCCGUGUCCAACUCUUCGAGUAUCUACGCUAGUUACAUGUAUCAAGACAGCAUGGCGCCUCGCUACGUCAUUGCCAUGUCGGUCAACUGCGUGACCACCACCAUGGCCAUCGUGGCCGCUACGGUCAUGUACCUCAUGCUCGUCCGGCUGAACAAGAAGCUCGACCAGGGCGUCUUCGUCGAGGGCGCUGUCAAUGCCCUGCCGGGAGAGGCGGCUCGUCAUGGGUUCAGGUUCAAGGUUUGA